This is a messenger RNA of Sorghum bicolor (sorghum), 1091 nucleotides long. Its product is annotated as ubiquitin-like. The record is from RefSeq and is a predicted model, not a curated record. Gene Ontology annotation, cellular component: nucleus; ribosome; cytoplasm. The transcript has 4 exons. Bases 271 to 702 code for a protein of 143 amino acids. Lineage: Eukaryota; Viridiplantae; Streptophyta; Magnoliopsida; Poales; Poaceae. Gene Ontology annotation, biological process: protein ubiquitination; translation; modification-dependent protein catabolic process. Gene Ontology annotation, molecular function: ubiquitin protein ligase binding; protein tag activity; structural constituent of ribosome.
CACUGGGCACUCGCACAACUAACUUGAGAGCCACGCUGGCAGCUUAGGUUCUCCCCGGUGACUUGGCGGGCGCGCUACCGCUACGCCUAGAGGGUGGGCGUGGCAGUCGGCUACAAAGCACCGCACCCGCGGCGCGCCGCCGGGGUUCCGCUUCCGCUUCAUCCAUCCAUUCCAACCAGAGGGCAAGAGCUCGAGAGGGAAGGGGGAGAAGAAGGAAGAAGGAAGAAGCAGGGACGAAAGCCCGGGUGCGUGAGAUCACGGUGGAGGGAGAUGAUGCAGGUCUUCCUGAAGACGGUGACGGGGAAGACCGUCAUCCUCGAGGUCGAGAGCAGCGACACCAUCGCCGCCGUCAAGGCGAAGAUCCAAGACAAGGAAGGUAUCGCCGUGGAGGAGCAGCGGCUCAUCUUCGCAGGGACGCAACUGGAGGACGGCCGCACCCUGGUCGACUACGACAUCCGUAAGGAGUCCACGCUUCACCUGGAGCUUGGCCUCCUCGGCGGCGCGUACGUCGCCUGGUGGAUCUCACCAAAUCUCCGAGCCCUCGCGUACAAGUACAACGUCAACAAGAUGAUAUGCCGCAAGUGCUAUGCUCGCCUUCCUCUUGGGGCCAAGAACUGCCGCAAAAAGAAGUGUGGCCACAGCAACCAGCUAAGGCUAAAGAAAUGCAGGGACAGGCACAGGUUUUAUCAAUCAACUUACUAAGUUCUACCAAGGUGUAAAGUUCCUUCCGGAUAUUGAAGAUGUUCUACGCUUUUGAAUUGUGGAUACUGAAGAUGGGCUAGGCUUUUGAACUGUAGGGUUAUGUCGAUAGCAUGGUUAAGAAAUGCUACUAGUUAACAUGGUAUAGUUCAACACUUGAACUCAUCUCUUGGCUGAAAUGAACACUUCCCAGCUCUGCAUGCUGCUACAUGCCUACAUUUUCUAUCUCUAGAAGAUGCUGCUGAAUGCUGAACUCUGGUUACUCUGUUGAAAGUUGUGGCUGCCUCCUCAGUUAAUUGUUAACAUUUGAUGCUCGUAUGGUUGUUCUCUACAAACUAUGAUAUGCGUGCUGUCACGUGUCAUCUUGUAUGGUCCAUUAUGAUAUAUUUCCA